AUGGAUUCCACAGAAACGCCGCGGAUACACGAAGAGAACGAGAAGCCUGUGGCAUCACCAAGGUUGUCGCCUCGAACUGAGAACAAUGUCAAGCUCAAGGGGUUUCGCCGCCCGGGGAAGCUCUUGGAGGGAGCUGGCGGCGCCGGAGGACCGGGCAGGAAAUCCAAGGCCUGCCAUGAAUGCAGGAAGCUGAAGAUGAGAUGCGAGGUCUUUCCAGGGGACCGCAAAUGUCGCCAUUGCCUGAGACGCAAGGUGGAAUGCGUCUUCAAAGCCUCAAGCGUUGUUUUAGGAAACGGAGACGAUAUGUCCGUUGCUUCCAUGGAAAGAUACGAGCAAAAGAUCGAUAACAUGAGACAUGAGAUUGAUCUAAUGCGACGGAGUCUGGACACAGUCCUCGCAGAAAAACGACAACAAAUUCCAGACGCCCAUUGCCUCACCGUGCAGAACCCACCUACCGUCACACCGGGAAGCACGACAAGUCCCGCAGGCCUGUCGUCGCGAGAGGACAACACGCAGAUGGCGAUGACCCGGGAGAACUCCCUCGAGCCCGCACCGAGCAGCGACCAAGGGAAUGGGGCCGUGGCUGUCGAGGAUCCCAUGAAUAGCUUGUACGAAGUCACCAGGCUGCGGAACAUCAGGAGUAAUCGAGCCAAGACUGCGCGGCCGCUUCCUGGGAGUCAGGGGGAGUUGAACGAUUUCAUCUCCAGAGGCGUCAUUUCUGAGCACGAGGCCGAAGAGUUGUACAAAACCUUCCAUAUGUCCUUGAACCAUUACCUCUGGGUUGGUCUUGAGCAGACACACCCCUCAUUCCAUUCCGUGCGCAAAUCUUCAGAGCUUCUCACGGCAACGAUUCUUGCCGUCACCGCUCUGCACAUACCCACGAGUGCCGAGACUUUUGACAAAUGCUACAAAGAGUUUUUGGCUCUGAUAUCGUCAUCCAUGUUCUCUCGGUACCACAGCAUCGACGACGUACGGGGGCUCUGCAUUGCCGCAUUCUGGCUCUCGGAGGUUUCGUGGAAGUUGUCUGGCCAUGCUAUCCGCAUUGCAACCGAGCUCAACAUACACCAGUCUUUUGCAAAGGCGUUGGAAGGAGAUCGAGAACAUUUCCUUCGGGCUCGCUUGUGGUACAUGCUCUAUGUGUGCGACCAUCACUUUAGCAUUGCCUACGGGCGCCCACCGAUGAUCGCCGAGUCCACCCAGAUUAGAGAGCACGAACUAUUCCUCGCGUCCCCUUUUGCAGGGCCUAUAGAUGCCCGGAUCCUGUCACAAGUGGCCUUGAUGCAGAUACUUACCCGAGCAUAUGAGCGGUUCGCUGUGCGACGACUCCCGGAUCCUCACACAAUUCGCUACGGAACCAAUACCACCUCAUCGAAUGAUUCUUCCGUCGACAUGCUCGAGGAGGAGGAUUUCGUUGACCUCCGAAACUUCAAUCUCGAAAUCGAGCAAUGGCGCAUGCGGUGGUACGCCCGCCAGCAGAGCAACAGCUUCAUUGGCACGUUUCCACCAAAAGGGAUCAUUCUCUACAGCUACUUUGCCAAGCUUCAGCUCAACAUCCUUGCCGUGCGGGGCGUGAGCCUCAAUUCUGGGAGACUGUCAACUGAGAGAAAGGAGUUUACAAACAUGGCCAUCUCAGCUGCCGCGAGCAUUCUCACUUUCGUGCUGGAGGAGGAAGACAUGCGCCGAGCGCUUGUCGGCACACCCUUAUAUGUCCACACCAUGAUUGCAUUUGCGUCAGUCUUUCUGAUGAAGGUCGCGACGAAGUGGAAUCGGAUAAUGGGGUUCAACAUCGAGCAUAGCUACCUGAAUGUCUCGCAUUUGCUGGAGAAGAUGAUUAUCCUUCUCAAAAGCUCGGUGACUUCAGAUCGCCAUGUGCUGCACCAUAUCGCCAACGGUCUUGAGAAAAUGCUCGCCAAGAUGACCGCUGAAGCAGAGGGAGAGGACCAUGGUCGGCCGCUGCACGCCACUCAACCUGAACAGUUCGGGUAUCACAGACCAACCGACGAAGCAACGCCUGCACCGGGGAUAGGAUACGGACCGCCGCCAGUUCAGCUGGCCGGAGCCGGAUGGGAUGCGUAUCCUCAACAACCACAAGAGCAAGAUAUAUUUGGGGAGGGAUCGACUUUCAUGAACGAUAGUCUGUUGUAUGAAGCGUUUGGGGCGGAGUCAUCGAGUGAUGUGUAUAGUUUCCUGACCAGCCACUUUACUUAG
Messenger RNA from Ilyonectria robusta, 2208 nucleotides. RefSeq lists its product as uncharacterized. NCBI's taxonomy places the organism in Eukaryota, Fungi, Ascomycota, Sordariomycetes, Hypocreales, Nectriaceae. Gene Ontology annotation, biological process: regulation of DNA-templated transcription; DNA-templated transcription. The record is from RefSeq and is a predicted model, not a curated record. Gene Ontology annotation, cellular component: nucleus. The coding region runs from base 1 to 2208 and encodes 735 amino acids. The transcript has 4 exons. Gene Ontology annotation, molecular function: DNA-binding transcription factor activity, RNA polymerase II-specific; transcription cis-regulatory region binding; zinc ion binding.